Molecule: messenger RNA, 1779 nt
Organism: Coffea eugenioides
Lineage: Eukaryota; Viridiplantae; Streptophyta; Magnoliopsida; Gentianales; Rubiaceae
Exons: 8
Coding region: 278-1525 (415 amino acids)
Biological process (GO): protein ubiquitination; positive regulation of protein catabolic process
Molecular function (GO): protein binding
Source: RefSeq, a predicted model, not a curated record
UGCCGCACAUUAAAGUUCUAUCAGUAAUGGGAAGCCCAGGGCCAACAGAAGUAUCCAAGACCAUAACUCUAGCUAAAGAUGCUACCGAUCUUAACUAAAUUGCGUUCGGCCGACAGUCAAAAAGAUAAGAAAGCCUGUCCAAGAAAAAGGUCCGCCAGAACCCCCAAAAAAAAAAAAAGUACUAGCCUUUAGUCUUUACUGAUAGGGUUUCAAGGUUGCCAAUUUACUAGCGUCUGCUAGAAGACGGAUUUUGGCCGGAGCUCUGGAAGCCGGAACAAUGGAUGAGAAAAAGGUGAAUUGUGAUCUGGGACCCAUAGCAAAUUCCAUUGCUGCUGACGACAAGCAUAAAUUUACGAGCUUGGUUAAAGAACAGCUGAAAAAUAGCAAGAAUGGGAUAUGUUCUGUUAGUCUUGGUGAGAUGCUUUCCAGGAUUUGUUUGCACCGGUCAACUGAUUGUGCUAGUGCUCUCCUUGCAGGAGAGACUGGACUCAAAGUAGAUAUUAAUGCAGCACUUAUUCGUGGAGGAUACCCGUUGCACCUUGCUGCUCAUCAUCUGUCAUUUGAGCUAGCAAAGCUGUUUCUUGAACAUGGAGCUCGGACAAAUGUAGUUGCUGAUGAUAAGCUUCCUUUGCAAGUUGCACUUGAUGCAAUAAGCCAUCAUGACUUUAUUGCUGAUUGGACCCCAGAAAAAUCUGUCUUUAAGUUGAUUUAUAUGCUAUGCCUACCAUCUUUGCGUAAACCACUGGAGGUGGUAAAGUUGCUCUCCGCUGGCAUUGACUCUAAAGAUGUUGAGAAAGUAGGCAGCUACUGCGUUGAAGAAGGGAAACUUAUUCAACUGGCUGCUUUGCUUAUGGUGAACAGGGAAAAGCUUCUGGAGCCCCUUCAAGGUUAUGAAGCGGAUGGCUCUAUCCUUGGGCUGUACAUUGCAAACAAGUUGAGUUCAGUGAUCCUUGAGAAGUACCAAUUGAUUGCAGAUGGUAAAUAUCAACAGACUAGGUCUUGCAAGCGGAUGAGGGAUAUGAUGCUCUCUGCGACGACGUUGCUUCAAAUUUUUGAGUGGGCUGGUGAUGCUAUUGAGGAGUAUCAUUUUAGAAUAAAAGAGAUGAGGUUAAGUAAUUCCGUGAUAGCAGAUGAUCUCACUGGCUUGCUUCAGAGGUUUAGAUUUCUCGGGCCAAGUGACCAGAUAAACUGUUCUAUCACGCGUUUGCGAGAGGAUGAGAUAGAUGAACUUGUUAAAUUGAAGCCCCACAAAAAGUCUUCAAUGCAAGGAUUGGUCAAACAAAAUAAGGCUGUAUCAAAUACCCGAACAUUUUCUACAUGCUCUCAGCUUCCUGCACUAGGUCCUUGCCACCUGGUUCGCUCAUUCCAUACUUGUACCGAACCAACAAGUACUUCGGAUCUCAAGCUCUUUAAACCAGUGAAUGGAACCAUCACUCAGGUAAUGAAUCCAGUAAUGCCAAGGUUUAAGAAAGCUGCGAUGCGAGUAUGUGUUCUGGCUUUGGGCAUCAGGAGAAGGAUUCAAUAGCGAGAAUGCACUCGACUGGCGUCUUAUGUGGAGUAGCUGUCAGUACUUGACUGUAUUAAAAACUGUCAACUGGUUUGUUGGUUUUGGUUUUAUGUAUUAAAUUAGAAGCAUUAGGUUUGCCAGGUAAAAGAUCAUUCUGUGUAUUGCUGUCGUAUGCUUUGAAUUCCUGACUACUUUUAAACAAGAUAGUCUGCAUUCCUUUUUUGCUGUCAGGUCCAGAAUUUGAAUUUUUCUUAGUACAGUGUGCUUUUUUC